AUGCUUUUCGACAUUGCAGAGGCCUACACCAACGCUGAGCACACUGCCUGCUGCGUUGCAGCCCUCAGUACAAUCCGAAUUAUCGACGCACAAUCUGUAGCCUUUAUUCAGCCCAAGGCAUUUCAACUUGAGAAAGGAAAACAGAAAUUUGUCUACUUCUUCAAGCUGGAUGUAUUGAGUCAACUGGACCACCAGCAUUGCGUGUCGUUGGUCGGCAAGUACUCAGACCCCAAGUAUUUUGCUUUAAUCAUGCAGCCGGUAGGAGAUUACAACUUUUCACAAUACUAUGACCAAUACCAUAAUGCGACAGACAAAUUGUCCCUGCUCAGGGGGUUCUUUGGCUAUCUUGUGAGCGCAGUUCAGUAUUUGCACGAUUCCAAAAUGCGGCACCGCGACAUCAAGCCGCAGAAUAUCAUUGUCAAGAACCAUCAGAUCUACCUGGCCGAUUUCAUAAUUGCACAUAUCUAG
Metarhizium robertsii ARSEF 23 is the source of this 468-nucleotide messenger RNA. Its product is annotated as Protein kinase-like protein. Gene Ontology annotation, biological process: mitotic DNA damage checkpoint signaling; protein phosphorylation. Lineage: Eukaryota; Fungi; Ascomycota; Sordariomycetes; Hypocreales; Clavicipitaceae. The coding region runs from base 1 to 468 and encodes 155 amino acids. The transcript is spliced from 2 exons. Gene Ontology annotation, molecular function: protein serine/threonine kinase activity; ATP binding. The record is from RefSeq and is a predicted model, not a curated record. Gene Ontology annotation, cellular component: nucleus; cytoplasm.